GCCUGCAGCUCCGACAUUGAGCUCUUGACAGAGCAUUUCGGGUAUCCUCCUGUGAGCUUGCUCGACGACAUCAUCAACAGCAUCAACAUCCUCGCCGAGCGCGCGCUCAACAGCGUCGAGCAGGGCCUGCUCAACGCGCCGCCGGCAUCCCUGGGUUUCCGGCCGCCGACGCAUUCGCUCGCCAACAGCAGCAACAAAGAAAAUGGCGGGCUGCCCAACGCCGAGGAGGCGCACCGCCACGAGAUUGAGGCCGGCACGCACCAGCUCGAGACGCUGCUGUGUGCGAGCAUCGACAAGAACUUUGACAAGUUCGAGUUGUACGUCAUGCGCUACAUCCUGACCGUGCGCCCCGAGGACCGCGACUGGAUCCGCCUGUCGCACUACGAGGGCCUCGACUUUGGCGCUGGCGCUGGCGCUGCCGCCAUUACCACUACCAGCGCCAGCAGCCCGACCGUCGAGAGCGUCAACCGCCUGCGGCGCCGGCUGCAGGCCAGCCAGAAGCUCAACGGCAUGCUCUACGCCGAGCGGGCGCGCAACGCGGCGCUGCUGGGCGAGUUGCGCAAGCUGGUCGGCGGCAGCGGCAGCGGCAGCGGGGGGCGGCAAGGCAUAAAGGAAGAAGAAGGGGCGACGGAGGAGCAGCAAGAGGGCGCCCCUCCCGCAGCAGCAGCCGGAAAACCGCUUUUUGGGUUUCUGCACCAGCAGGGCGACCUAGCCGAAGGCGGCGCCGAUUCGCCGCUGACCACAACGACAGCCUUCACGCUGUCGCAGCUGCAAGCACUAAGAGCACUAUCCUCAUCGCUCCAGAGCAUCCUGCCGGACCUAGCCGAUGAGGAUGACGAUGACAAUGACGACGACAACGACGAUGACGACGACAGGCGCAAAAAGAGCUGGCGGAGGGACCGCAUCGCCUACGUCGAGACGGCGACGCGCAAGCACCUCGAGCACGUGCGCGGGCUGGAGCUCGGCCGCAACGGCGAGGUGCGCGACGGCGAGUGGCACGGCGAGGGCCGCCGCCUGCAGCCGGGCGAGGUCGAGGGUCUCGAGAAGGUCGUCGCUAUACUCGGAGGUGGC
This is a messenger RNA of Lasiosphaeria miniovina, 1071 nucleotides long. RefSeq names its product Mis12 protein-domain-containing protein. The transcript has 2 exons. Lineage: Eukaryota; Fungi; Ascomycota; Sordariomycetes; Sordariales; Lasiosphaeriaceae. The annotation marks the transcript as partial. The record is from RefSeq and is a predicted model, not a curated record. Gene Ontology annotation, cellular component: MIS12/MIND type complex; chromosome, centromeric region; nucleus. Gene Ontology annotation, biological process: mitotic sister chromatid segregation; kinetochore assembly; mitotic cell cycle.